This is a messenger RNA of Acaromyces ingoldii, 6585 nucleotides long. RefSeq names its product chitin synthase 8. The transcript is spliced from 3 exons. The coding region runs from base 311 to 6358 and encodes 2015 amino acids. The record is from RefSeq and is a predicted model, not a curated record. Gene Ontology annotation, cellular component: myosin complex; cell septum; cell periphery. Gene Ontology annotation, molecular function: ATP binding; chitin synthase activity; cytoskeletal motor activity. NCBI's taxonomy places the organism in Eukaryota, Fungi, Basidiomycota, Exobasidiomycetes, Exobasidiales, Cryptobasidiaceae.
AUUCCUUUGACCUGCACCAAGUCCAACGCACCACGGAACCGCGUUGUCCGCUUGCCCGCCUGCUCUCACGUCGUUUUCGAGCGCACUCUCUCUUUCUCUUCUUUUCACCUUCCCUUUCAUCCCUUUGGCUUCUGUGAGCACGACUCUUUUACCGACUCUUUUCGAAAAGGAGUGCCUUUACCUCUUCUUUGAUCGCGACGCUCGCUUUCUGGCCGCGCUCGAAAGGUGGUAGUCUAGCCCUUGACGGGUGUCGCUGCCGGCCGCAAAGACAGACAGAGCACGGAGGAAGAGGAAAAGUAUCUCACUCACCAUGGACCAGCGUGCGACAACCCCGCCCGAGGAUGUCGAGAAGCUCUCGCAGCUCUCGAACAUCUCCCUCGACUCCAUCUUUCCCGUCCUUCGCGAUCGCUUCUUCUCCUCGCUGCCCUACACCGCUCUCAGCGACUCGAUUCUCAUCUCGGCCAACCCCUUUGCGGCGCCCGGCAACCGAAACACGGACGACACUCUUCGAGAGUACACAAAGGACUACCGCGAGACGAGCAAGUCGAACCGAGCCAGGCUUCCGCCCCACGUCUUUCAGCUGGCGUGCAACGCCUACUUUUACCUGCGCAGGACCGGCCAGGACCAGAGCAUCUUGCUAGCGGGCGAGACCGCCUCAGGAAAGACUGAGAUCAGGAGGCUUGCGCUGAGGACCCUCAUCGACUUGAGUGCAGCCUCGCCAGGCAAGAAGGGAUCCAAGCUCGCCGCGCAAAUUCCUUCUGGCGAAUUCAUCCUAGAGAGUCUGGGCAACUCGUCGACGCUCGAGAAUGCAAACGCCUCGCGCUUUGGCAAGUACACGGAGCUCCAAUUCAGCGAAAGCGGUCGGCUGGUGGGUGCCAAGACGCUCGACUACUAUCUUGAGAGGAACCGCGUAGUGAGCGCGUCGUCGAGCGAACGAAACUUCCACAUCUUCUAUUACCUCGUCGCCGGCGCAUCAAGUGAGGAAAAGGAGUUCCUCCAUCUCGGCGAUGGCUCCGACUUCCGCUUCCUGGGAUCCCACUCGAGGCAGCACAAAGAGACCGCCCGACAGGAUGCGGCCAAGUUCACCCGUCUCAAGCAGGCAUUCAAGAACGUUGGCCUGUCCAAACGCCACGUCGCCUCCAUCUGCCAGGUGCUUGCCGCCAUCCUGCACCUUGGUAAUUUGGAGUUCUACCAGGACCGCCAUCGGACCCAAGACUCGGCUUCAAUUCGCAACCCAGAAGUACUGCACAUCUGUGCAGAAUUCCUCGGCAUCACUUCAAAGGCGCUUGAGGAGUCGCUGACGUACAAGACCAAGAUGAUCAAGAAUGAGGUCUGCACCAUCCUCCUCGAUGCCGACGGGGCGGCCAACAACCGUGAUGAGCUGGCAAAGUCCAUCUACUCGCUUCUCUUUGCCUGGAUCAACGAGCACCUCAACGAGAAGCUUUGCCGCGACGACUUUGACGCAUUCAUUGGCGUCUUUGAUCUGCCGGGCUUUCAGAACCUCUCGAGGGGAAAUUCGCUGGACCAGUUCUGCGUCAACUUCGCCAACGAGUCGUUGCACCGUUUCAUGCUUCGCACUGUCUUUGAACGGAAACAAGACGAGUACGCCGAUGAAGGGCUCACUUUCCUCUCGCCAGAAGUGCCUUACUUUGACAAUGCUGAGUGCGUCCGCCUCCUCACGAACCAACCUGGUGGCCUGGUCCACAUCAUGGACGACCAAGCUCGACGAAUGCCAAAGAAGACGGACCAGACCAUGGUCGAGGCCUUUGGCAAGCGGUGGGGAAACCACCCUUCCUUCAAGGUUGGACCUGCUGACCGAAGCGGCUCAGCCACCUUCACCAUUAGUCACUUCCACGGAACGGUGGCAUACACGAGUGAGAAUCUCCUGGAGCGCAACAGCGAAAACGUCAGUCCCGACUUUGUCUCGUUGCUCCGUGGGCAGACGAUCGAGGCAGGCAAGAGCGCGGCAGACGUCCCGGGCGCACAGAGCGUCGGCUCCUCGAUUUCCUUUGUACGCAACCUCUUCAAUACUAGGGCUCUCAACACGCAGGCACAUCCAAAGAGCGAACAGACGAUUGUUGCUGCUCAGCAGUCGGUGAAGCCCAUGCGUCAGCCCUCAAUGCGCAAGCGUGGAGGAACGAUCAAGAGAUCUACGACUCAGCGCAGGGGUGGUGCUGACGACGAUGACUCCGACGACGAUGACGACGCCAAGGACGGUGCAGGCACCUCAGGAGGCAAGUCAAAGCACUCGGGCGUGCGCUGCGUCGCAGGCGAGUUCAAGAGCGGUCUAGACACGCUCUUUGAGACAAUCGAAGAGACCAAGCCCUGGUUUGUCCUGUGCCUUCGACCUAACGACAACCAGCUGCCGAACCAAUUCGAGGCUCGCGUUGUGAAGCAGCAGAUCAAGUGCAUCGGCAUCGCCGAAAUGGCGCGCAAACUCCUCAACGAGUACAGUGUCAACAUGACCUACGAGGAGUUCUGCAGCCGCUACGCCGAAGUACCCGUUCUGAGUGCUGCCAACAUGCAGGGCGCGACUGGUGGUGAAGCCAAGCAAAAGUUCUCAGCCGCCAAGGAAGUCAUGGGCUGGAGCGACAACGAUGCCGCUUCGGGCAGGGUCAAGGUCUUCCUCUCCCAUGCCGCCUUCCGCGAGCUGGAAGACGACCUCCGAGCGGGCGACCCAGAAGAGGUUCGGGCGAACGAGCGCAAGGCACUCAUGGAUGCUGACGCUGCUGCCCGUGGCGAGACAGACCCCUUCUCGCCCCUGGGCGUCAUCGAUGAGUCUGCAGGCGGUGCCCUUGCAGGAACUCCCGGCGGCUUCGUCGGCGCAUAUGGUGACCCAUUCAAGGAGCGCUCCACCGCGGCUUUGCCCCUGGUUGGCAACCAGGAGGACAGCAUGGACGAGGCCAAGAGCACCUACUCGGACUUUUCCGGCCUCAAUCGCCGCAGCUACGGUGGCAACUUCAGCGCCUCAGCGUCGGUGGUCGGCUCGGAAGCCUAUGCACCCUCGCGCAACAUGUUCGCCGACGCCAACGGAGCAGCACGCGGCCUGAACGAGAAAGGCCCUACGCAAUUUACCGACGCCGCGGAUGGGGAGGUGGCCGAGGAGAUGGCCGUUACCUCACAGCGCAAAAGAUGGGUGCUCCUCACCUGGCUUCUCACUUGGUGGAUUCCUUCGCCGUUCCUCAAAUGGUGUGGCGGCAUGAAGCGCCCCGACAUUCGUAUGGCCUGGCGCGAGAAGCUGGCCAUCAACAUGAUGAUCUGGUUCAUUUGCGGCUGCGCCAUCUUUGUCAUUGCCGUCUUGGGCAAUGUCAUUUGCCCCAAGCAACACGUCUACUCGACUGACGAGCUGCAGAACCGAAAGGGCAAUCAGUCCUUGACCGCCAUCCGCGGCGAAGUGUUUGAUCUCAACAACAUUGUCACCAUGCACCGCUCCGUUGUUUCGGUCGUACCCGAGACAGCAAUUCUCAAGUACGCCGGAGAAGAUGCAACCGGUAUCUUCCCGGUGCAGGUCAACGCGCUCUGCAACGGUGUCGACGGCAGUGUCAGCCCUUGGGUCCAGCUCAAUCGGGACAACUCGACAGAUACUAACGCCCAAUAUCACGAUUUCCGAGCCAUUCACCCUGAAGACUUCCGCUCUGACUGGUACUACGAGUCGAUGUGGCUCAUGAGAUCAAACUACCGCGUCGGUUUCAUGGGUUACACACCCGAUGGCAUCUCGGACCUCCUCGACGAAGGGCGCGCCGUGGCAAUCUACCGCGGUGGCAUCUACGACGUGACCGACUAUGUCAGCCAGGGAAAUCGCGGAGCAAUUCAGGCGCCGGAAAACACUCAGGCGCCGGCGAAUACUAACGCACAGUUCAUGUCAUCUUCGAUCAUCCAACUCAUAUCACAGAAUCCGGGCAAGGACAUCACCAAGCAGCUCGACGCCCUGCCCCUCUCUUCCGACGUCAUGGAUCGUCAAAGAGUAUGCCUGAGGAACCUCUUCUUCAUCGGAAAGCAGGACAACCGCAACUCGCCCCAGUGUCAAUUCGCUCGUUACAUUCUCUUGGCUCUCUCGAUUGUCAUGGUCGCCAUUAUCGGCUUCAAGUUCCUAGCGGCUCUCCAAUUCGGAAGGGAGCGUAAGCCAGAAGAACACGACAAGUUUGUUCUCUGCCAGGUUCCUUGCUACACCGAAGGCGAAGAGUCGAUGCGCAAGACGAUCAACUCGCUGGCUGCACUCAAAUACGAUGACAAGCGCAAGCUCAUCUUCAUCAUUUGUGACGGUAUGAUUGUCGGUUCGGGUAACGAUCGACCUACUCCGCGCAUCGUCCUCGACAUUCUCGGCGCGGAUCCCAACCUGGACCCAGAACCAUUGAGCUUCCUCUCGCUGGGCGAGGGAAGCCGUCAGCACAACAUGGCAAAGGUCUACAGCGGUCUGUACGAGCACCACGGUCACGUUGUUCCUUACCUCGUUGUUGUCAAGUGUGGUAAGCCCACUGAACGCCAGCGUCCAGGCAAUCGCGGAAAGCGAGACUCGCAGCUCGUUCUCAUGCGUUUCCUCAACAAGGUUCACUUUGGCCUGCCGAUGAAUCCGAUGGAGCUCGAGGUUUACCACCAAAUCAAGAACGUCAUUGGUGUCAAUCCGAGCUUCUACGAGUACGUCCUCCAGGUCGAUGCCGACACAGAGGUCGAGGCCCUCUCGCUCAACCGGUUUGUGUCGGCAUUUACCAACGACAAGAAGGUCAUCGGUCUCUGUGGAGAGACUUCCCUGUCCAACUCGAAGCGCAGCUUUAUCACGAUGCUCCAGGUCUACGAAUACUUCAUCUCGCACUACCUCGCCAAGGCUUUCGAGAGCUUGUUCGGCUCCGUCACUUGUCUUCCAGGUUGUUUCUCCAUCUUCCGAAUCCGUACGCCCGACACGCAUCGACCUUUGUUCAUUGCCAACCGCGUCCUUGAAGAGUAUGCCGAAAAUCGCGUCGAUACGUUGCACACCAAGAACCUGCUUCACCUGGGUGAAGAUCGUUAUCUGACCACGCUGGUUCUCAAACACUUUGGUAACUACAAGACGCUCUUCAUUCGCGACGCCAAGGCCAUGACGACGGCGCCCGAAGACUGGGGAGUGCUCUUGUCGCAACGACGUCGAUGGAUCAACAGUACGGUGCACAAUCUCUUCGAGCUCAUCUCCACGCCAGGCCUCUGCGGUUUCUGCCUCUUCUCCAUGCGCUUCAUCGUCUUCAUCGACCUGCUCUCGACGAUCAUUGCGCCAGUCACCAUGGUUUACAUCGUCUAUCUCAUUGUUCUGGUCUGCACAGAUGACGCCACUGUGCCCGUCACGAGCUUGAUCAUGUUGGCGGCCAUCUACGGUCUUCAGGCCAUCAUCUUCCUGCUCCGCAGGCGAUUCGACAUGAUCAUCUGGAUGCUCAUCUACAUCGUCGGUACACCCGUCUGGACUCUCUUCCUGCCCCUCUACUCCUUCUGGCACAUGGACGACUUCUCGUGGGGUAACACUCGCGUCGUCAUGGGUGAAAAGGGUCAAAAGAUCGUCAAGCACGACGAGGGCAAGUUCGAUCCCAACGAGAUUCCUGAACAGACGUGGCAGGCCUACGAGGAGGAGCUUUGGGAGCGCAACUCUGCUCGCUCCAUCGGCGAGAUCAUCGAAGCGGCCCGCAAUGACAAGUCCAACGCCGGGUCGAGGGCCGGGUCGAUGUAUGCUCCGAGCCUGUACGGCGCGCCCAUGAUGCAGCAGUCGCCCAGCUAUGGACACAGCCCCUCUGCUUCGCAGCUCGGCGGCGCCAUGGGUGGCGGUUCGCAAGUUGGCACGCCUGGUUAUUUCCCUCCUGGACAGAUGGACGCUGCGAGACAUUCGACAUACAGCUUGGGCGGCGGCAUGCCUCAAGGACAGAGCUACCACGGGGCCAUGUCGGGCUAUGGCACGCCUGCUAUGUCUAUGUUUGGCGGACCAACUGCGACGAAUCCGGGCGUCUAUGCAUCGCAGCCGACAUCGAUGUAUGGUAUGCCGCAGAUGCAGUCGCAGCAGUUCCAGUCGGGCUACUUCCAGGGAUCGCCCUCAAUGUAUGGCCAGUCGUUCUACCAGCCUCAACAGCAGCAACAGCAACAGCAGGGAUCUGGACAGAGGAGCGGACGAUCGACGCCCGGACCCGCCGAGGGCCCUCUGGUCGACGCCAGCACGCCCGGCGCUGUGCCUGCAGACGAUGUCGUCGCUCGCGACAUUCGACAGCUCAUCAUGUCCUCAGACCUGGCCAGUGUCACGAAAAAGAAGCUCCGUGGUCAGCUUGAGGAAAAGUACGGAGCACCAUUCUCGCCGGAGAAGAAGACAUUUGUCAAUGAGACGAUCGACAAGGUCCUCGCGGAGGUCUGAGGCCUGCUCAGCUCUGUAUGGAUCGCCACUCGUCCACGUCCUCUUUCUGUGCAUCUCUUCGCGAACUAUCAUCAAAGCCAAGGAACCCUACCUUCACGAACAAUCUCUCCCUCGUCCCAUGUGUAUCUUAUUGAAACGUUCUCCCCUCUCUUUUCUCUAACUUCUCCAAUCGAUCAGCCUCGCUCCGAUUUUGUGCAAGCGUAUGACAAUGAAAUUGUGAUUCUAUG